CGCCCUCGCUCGGCUCCACCAAUCAGCGCGCGGGAAGUGCGGUCUGGGCGCGCGUUCCCCGUCCCCAUGGAGAUGCGUGGCUCAGCCAUGCAGCGCGGAGCGCGGCGGGGGCCUGAGACCCCCCACGGGGUCGCUCUGACCGGACACGUCGUUCCCGUGUACCCUGAGGAUGGAGCCCGGCACAGGGUCAGGCUGCAGGGGGAGGCGCUGCUGCCCGUGGUGGCGCCGUGCCGCAGGGACACGCCGGUGUUUGUGGCCGAGCAGCCCCGGGAGCUGAUGACGGUCCCGACCGAGCACCCGGGAGAGGUGUUGGAUGCAGAGGAGGAGCACCACGAGGUGCCACCGGCUCUGACUGAGGAGCCUCCCAAGGUGCCCACAGCCAAGGACCUCCCUGAGGUGCCAGCAGAGCAGCUGGAGUGCAAUGUGCCACAGGGCACCUGCCUGACCCACAGCUGGCAGGAGGAGGGAGCUACCGACCACCUGGACAACGCGGUACAACCAGAGCUGGGCAGUGAGGGCUUUGCCUACCAGCACGGCCACCACAAGCUGCCGCCCCCCCUGCACCCAUCAGCCUCAUUGCCAAGCAGCACCACCAGUGAUGCCAUCUGCAUGCCCUACCGAAUCCCACCGCUGGCACAAGGGCAGCAGGAGGCCAUGCUGUACCAGAAGUACCGGCCAGAGCUGAUGGAGGAGAUCCACCCACUGCCCAGUCACAUGGAGGCCCACACCAUGCACCGGGAUUACACAGGGGGCUUCCAGCCCACACCCCCACCUGCCUCCAAGCCCCAUAACUACCACAUGGAGCAGCCCUACAGCUUCUGGAUGGAGCACAUCCACAAUGUGCCUGGCGUCACCUGCAUCCGCACUGGAGACAGUCCCUUCCGCAGGAACGCCGCCUUCUCCACCCCCAUCACCGAGUACCUGGAGCAGCCCCUGCCCCAUCAGCCAGUGAACCGCCGGCUGCGGCCCAGCAUGAAAUAAAGAGCAGGGGCCAGUCCUGCUGCUGGCACCCUGGUGUUCCCCAGGA
Molecule: messenger RNA, 1027 nt
Organism: Coturnix japonica (Japanese quail)
Lineage: Eukaryota; Metazoa; Chordata; Aves; Galliformes; Phasianidae
Gene: SPAG8
Product: sperm associated antigen 8
Biological process (GO): positive regulation of transcription by RNA polymerase II
Cellular component (GO): nucleus; cytoplasm
Molecular function (GO): microtubule binding
Source: RefSeq, a predicted model, not a curated record